AUGGUUCUUCUUGACAGCACCGAGACUCAUCCUGAUGAAAAUCGACUCCGGCACCAACCUGCCAUGAAGCUCCAUAAGCUCGUGUGUGGACACUGGGUUUUCACCAAGCAGCCCGAGCAAUGCGCUCCCAACUGCAAGGUCAUCAAUGGCCCGACGAGCUGGCCCGAACUUCUGUUGGAGAAGUAUAACCUCAACCCCUUUGCUGAAGCCUCCGGUCUUGGUGGCCGCGUCUGUAUGGUCGUCUACCUCGCCGUCGACGGCACAAUCAUCCCAUGCCUGGACAACGUCGACGCGGCGGUCAUACGCAUCCUGAUGAGCAAGCACGAUGACCGUGGCGACCUCGUCGUUCUCCCAGCUCGACCGGACCUCUUGUAUCUCUUCAGCAGCCAGCGUAAUACCCCCCCCCCCCCCCCAACUCCUACGGAACCUAAGGCUAUGAGGGGCCUACAUACAUCCCCAGGAACCGGAAAGGGCCGAAAAAAUCUCACGAGCCCGAAGCGUGGACGAGGUGUGACCAAGCAAUCACCACCUUCAAAGUCUAGCAAGGAUAAGAGCGCCUCUUGGGACAAGAGCGGCCAGAAGAGCAAGCAGCGGGCUACUGGCGGUGGCGGUGAUGGUAUGGACGUUGGCGAGGGCUUAUCCUACGGGGACGAAGGGGUCGAGUACCAGGAGGGUUCCGAAGAGGGCGAAGUACGUGUGAAAGGAACCUUGGAGGAGGAAGAGGCGGCAAAGAAGCUUCGGGAGGCCGAAAAGACGUUCGAGAGAAUGGCACUAGACUAG
Molecule: messenger RNA, 780 nt
Organism: Mytilinidion resinicola
Lineage: Eukaryota; Fungi; Ascomycota; Dothideomycetes; Mytilinidiales; Mytilinidiaceae
Exons: 3
Coding region: 1-780 (259 amino acids)
Source: RefSeq, a predicted model, not a curated record